Molecule: messenger RNA, 2340 nt
Organism: Ziziphus jujuba (common jujube)
Lineage: Eukaryota; Viridiplantae; Streptophyta; Magnoliopsida; Rosales; Rhamnaceae
Product: ACT domain-containing protein ACR8
Exons: 7
Coding region: 502-1827 (441 amino acids)
Source: RefSeq, a predicted model, not a curated record
UUUGAACCCCAAGAAACGGUGGGUUAAGAACGAGGCGUGCUUUGCGCUUUGAAAUAGAGAGAGAAAGCGGAACAGAGAGAAAAAUAGUAACUCUUUUUCGUGUAGAGAGAGAGAGAGAGAGAGAGAGAGAGAGUGUGUGAAGGAGGUGUUUGGUGAGUGUUGUUAAUGGCGAUUUGGUCGAAGGGUAUGAAAGCAAUAAAGGGUUAAGAGAAUUUGAGGUUUAAUCGAGCAUUUGGGUCUUUGUUUGUUACGGUGAAGAGAGCGUUAAUUUUUUUGGUGGAAAAAAGAGUUCUCUUUUUUUCCUUGGCUCUGCUUUUGUUAUUAUUAUUUCUUUCUUCUUCGAUUUCGUCGUCGUUUUAUGCAGAAGAUUCUUUGAGUUGGGUCUUUUAAAAAGCUUUCAACAAAACAAAGCUGAAAAAUCAACCACGAAAACGGUUCUCUUCGGGUGCACUGUUUUUUCUUUGUAAAUUUUGAAAAAAUAAAAAAAAAAUAGAGGAACAAAUGGAGUGGGCUGCUUGUUUGGAUGAAUAUGAGAAGCUUGUUUACAGGAUGAACACUCCGAGGGUCGUGAUCGACAAUGCCGUUUGCUCCACUGUGACUCUUGUCAAGGUUGAUAGUGCCAGGAGGCAUGGAAUUCUCCUUGAGGCUGUUCAGGUUCUCACUGAUUUGAACCUUUUAAUCAAAAAGGCUUAUAUUUCUUCCGAUGGAAGAUGGUUCAUGGAUGUUUUCCAUGUGACCGAUCAAAACGGAAAUAAAUUAACAGACGAGAGCGUCAUCAGCUAUAUCGAGCAGUCUCUUGGUGCCAUUCACUAUGGGAGAUCCAAUGGCUGUAAUGGAUUGACAGCUUUGGAGCUAACGGGAACAGAUCGAGUGGGUCUGCUUUCCGAAGUGUUUGCAGUACUAGCUGAUCUUCAAUGCAAUGUGGUUGAAUCUAAAGUGUGGACGCACAAUGGCCGGAUUGCUUCACUUAUCUACGUAAAAGAUUGCGACUCUGGUUGUCCAAUUGAGGACUCACAGAAAAUCAAUAAAAUUGAAGCGUUGUUAAGGAAUGUUCUUAAAGGGGAUAAUGAUAUUCGGAGUGCCAAAACCUCUGUUUCCAUGGGGGUAACACACACGGAAAGAAGACUGCACCAAAUGAUGUUCGCAGACCGCGAUUACGAAAGGAAGUCUAUCUUGCGGCGUUGCGCGGAUUCUCUAAUGGUGACUGUCCAGAACUGGACAGGAAGGGGUUAUUCUGUGGUGAAUGUUCAGUGCAAAGAUAGAAGCAAGCUUUUGUUUGAUGUUGUUUGCACGUUGACAGAUAUGGACUAUGUGGUUUUCCAUGCCACAAUUAACACAGCAGGGGAUAAAGCAUACUUGGAAUUUUACAUCAGACACACGGAUGGAACCCCAAUUAGUUCAGAACCCGAAAGGCAACGAGUGAUCCAAUGCAUAGAAGCUGCUAUUCAAAGAAGAGCAUCUGAGGGUGUGAGACUAGAACUUUGCACAGCUGAUAGACAAGCCCUUUUAGCAGAUGUGACAAGGACGUUCCGAGAGAAUGGCUUAAACGUGACAAGGGCCGAAAUAUCCACCACUAGGGACAUGGCUCUAAAUGUUUUCUAUGUGACAGAUGCGGUUGGUAACCCUGCAGAUCCAAAAAUCAUUGAAUCUGUUAGACAGAAAAUAGGGCUGAGUAGCUUAAAAGUGAAGGAAUUGCCAUUGAGUUAUCACACGAAGGCAGAGAAUGAAGAGCAAGCGGUUGGGGUUGGUGGGGCAGUGUUAUUAUCACUUGGAAGCCUUGUGAGAAGGAAUCUAUACAAUUUGGGAUUAAUCAGAUCAUAUUCUUGAGCACGAGUUAACAAAUAGAAAAAGGCAAUUUGGAAGGCAGAAGAUUUGUCCACUUUGCGGCUAUAUGAUAUUCUUUGCUUGGGGAUUGGGCUUUGUGUACAUAGAAAGUGAAGGGAAAAAAAAGAAAAAGAAAACAAAAGAAAAGGUUGGAAAGUUUGGUGAUGGUAGUUGCUGUAGUUGGGUUUGGUUGGUGGAAUUGAUAGGCACAAUUGGAAGAGGAAGGAUAGGAUGAUCCACCAUUUUAAAUGCUUUGUUUGAAUUAUAGUAGAGGGAAUACAGAUGGGAAAGUUAAAAAAAAAAAAAAAAAAAAGUGUUGGUGGAGGAUAUUGAUAUUCAUAUUGGUUUGUUUGUUGCUACUUGCUGGCAGGCAGAGAAGAAGAUUAGGUAUAUUAGGAAAAAAAAAAAAAAUUUGGGUUUAUACAGCACAACACAUUUGUACAUAAACCAACUUGUUAAGUAUUAGUUCUAAUGGUUGACCUGAAUUUUUUUAUUAUACAUGUUUUUUCAUUGUCU